CUAACUUGUAAUUUACUUUUUUCUUUCAAGUCUUUUUCUUUCAUGCCAUUUGAAGGUUGAUUUAAGACUAUUGAGCAAACCAAAGUACCAAACACGUGACAGGCCUAUAUAUAUACGCUUUAGUAAUCUAAAGUUUAAAGACACCAAAAAACCCCCAAAAAAGAGAGAAUAGACUUUCAAACACUCCCAAUUCUCAGUUUCUUCUCUUAUUGAUCUUAUGGAAUGGACAAGAGGAGACAUGAUUGGCCGGGGCUCCACCGCCGCUGUAUACCUCGCCGCCGGAGUAUCUUCCGGUGACAUAUUCGCAGUCAAAUCCACCGAGCUUUCUUUCUCCAAACUCUUGCAAAAAGAGCAAUCUUUCCUCUCAAACCUAAACUCUCCUCACCUCGUUAAGUACAUGGGCUUUGAUAUCACAAACGAGAACGACUGCCUUUUCUACAAUCUUUUCAUGGAGUAUCUCCCACGUGGCACUCUAAGAGACGAAAUCCGGAGGCAAGGAGGGAAGCUAGACGAGACCAAGAUCAGAAGGUACACAUGGGAGAUUCUCCAUGGUUUGGAGUAUCUUCACUCGAAUGGUUUGGUCCAUUGCGAUAUCAAGAGCUCGAAUAUCUUGAUGGGAAGUAAGAACGUCAAGAUUUCCGAUCUGGGCUGUGCUACAACGGUCGGGAAAGUUACCGGCGAUGGAGAUUCGGGCUUGGGUAAGUUUUCCGGUACACCAGUUUUCAUGGCACCGGAAGUAGUCAGGGGAGAAGAACAGGGUUUUGAAGCUGAUAUUUGGGCUCUUGGCUGCACAGUCAUUGAAAUGGCCACUGGAGAGAAUCCUUGGCCGGAGGUAGAUGACCCCUUAUCAGCUCUUUACCGAAUCGGGUUUUCAGAUGAUUUACCAGUGUUUCCGAGCUGGUUUUCCGAGAAAGCUAAGCAUUUUUUGGAAAUUUGCUUUAAAAAAGAUCCGAAACAGAGAAUGGCAGCUGCUGAGCUUCUGAAACAUCCAUUUUUUGAGGAGAUGAAAUCUGAGACAGAGCAAGUGAAGGAGCUUGUAGCCUCUUCUUCUUCUUCUUCUUCUUCUUCUUCUUCUCCAAAGAGUGUUUUUGAUCACAAUGUUUGGGACUCGUUUGAUGAAGAGAACCAUGAAAUUUCUUCUUUGAGCUCUGCUUCUGAAAGAAUAGAAAGAUUGGUUGGUGGUGACUCUGUCUUUACAAUUUCGAAUUGGUCUUCGGACCAAGAUUGGAUCACAGUUAGGAGUAAUGUCGUUGAAGAAAGCGAUGAGUUUUGUGAUAUAAACGACACUUUAGAGAUGUCGUUUAUGGGAGUUCAAUUGGAAGAGCUUCCUAGCUCAAUGUUUGAUUAUGUAAAUACUAUUAGUAGUAGUUCUGUUAAAGUUGGUAGAAAAAGAGGUUUCUUAGUGGCAUUUGAGAAUGUCGAAAUUGAUAUUGUACCUGCAAAAGUUUCGAAGCGAAAAAAUGAAAAAAUUAGUCCUGUUCGAUACCAAUUGUUUUUAUCACUAUAUUUUUCUUUUUUUUACAAAAAAGCUAAUCACGUAUGGAAGUAGUAAGAGAACACUAGGAAAUUCAAUACCGAGAAUAACCCUAUACCAACUAAACCAACAAAUUAAACAUCAAGGUAGAAAAUGACGUUUACAAACACUUCACGGAAUUGAGUUUGCAACCCCAAAACCACAAUGUAUAUAUAAAAUCAAAGACACGAAAAAUUAAGAAUACUUUCGAUCAACCCCAAAACCCUAGCUGAAUACGACCUCAUCUUCUUCCUUCUUUAAGAAUCUCGAGCUUCAAACCCUAGCCUUCGAACCAGCAAAACCCAAAAGCAAAACAAGAGCUAAACAACAACAAAGAUUUAGAUGAUCAUCGUUGGUUAAAGAUAAACAGAACAAACUCACAAGAACACAAAGAAAUUUGAUCUCAGAGCUCACCUUAAAAUUAGGGCUACGUCUUCGUCAAACUCGUCUUAGAUGCUUGAUCGUGCACUAUCAAUCAUCAACAAGUUACAAGAAUCAGAUGAAGAUUCCAUCUACAAAUUACAACAUGUAAUCUCAAAAUCCUCUCUCUGUUUUCGUUUACAAAGUUUCUCUCAAACUUUUCCCUCUUUAACUCUCUGUCUUUCUUUCUUUCUUUCUCGAUCUCUUUCCUCUCUCUCUCUAACUGAGAUGCAAGAUUGAUCACAUAGUACUCUCUUCUAAAGCAUCUUUUCAUUUUAUCGAGGUAGAGAACUAUUAGAUGCAAGUGAAUGAGUCUGUUCUUAAGUUGGGCAGUUAGUUGUAUCUAAUUUUAAUAUUGUUGUACCUUUCUGGUUUUGUUAUGUAAUUUUAAUAAGUGGUUGAUAGUGCUGAAAGGGACUACUUAUAUGGGAAUUUAACAACAAUUUUUGCCUAAAUUUUUAUAUGGGCAGUCGUAGAUUAGUUUUCCUUUGUCUCUAAGGGUCCAAGCUUGAGUUCGUUUCUCAAUCACCAACCUGUGUCAACUCCCAGUAAGUUCCUACAGUGCUUGAACUUGCUAAUAGUCACAAUCUUAGUCCCCAUAUCUGUUGGGUUAUCCUCUGCGGGGACAUUCACAAUCUGUACCUCCCCUUAUGUCACAUUGUCCCUAAUAAAGUUACUUUAUCUCUACAUGUUUAGUUCUGUCAUGGAACACUGGGCUUCUACAUAGAUGAACACAACUCUAACAAUCUGAGUAGACUCUAGGUACCUCUUUCAGUAAUUAUUUCUUCUAAUAAUCCUUUCAUC
Messenger RNA from Cannabis sativa, 2737 nucleotides. RefSeq names its product mitogen-activated protein kinase kinase kinase 18. Bases 218 to 1549 code for a protein of 443 amino acids. Gene Ontology annotation, biological process: protein phosphorylation. Lineage: Eukaryota; Viridiplantae; Streptophyta; Magnoliopsida; Rosales; Cannabaceae. Gene Ontology annotation, molecular function: ATP binding; protein kinase activity. The record is from RefSeq and is a predicted model, not a curated record. The transcript has a single exon.